Messenger RNA from Miscanthus lutarioriparius, 450 nucleotides. The record is from the annotation of a GenBank genome assembly. Lineage: Eukaryota; Viridiplantae; Streptophyta; Magnoliopsida; Poales; Poaceae.
AUGGGUGUGAGCGACGGCGCCCAAGCAGCUCAUGCUCGUCUUGCCGAUGCCGCGAAGGAAGUCCGGCCCAGUGCGAUGCGAGAAGUCAAGGGCCUCGAGGCCUUUUGGGAGGUCGGGGUGCGGCCACUCCCAGCUUGUGGGGCCGUGGUCGUCAGAGAGGCCACAAACAUGGCAGCCGCCAGCGUUGAGCGAGGGGCCCCAAUAGAGGCAGCGGCCGACGGGGCAGCCGAGGUGAAGUGCCGAUGCGAGAGAAGUCGAGGGGCCUCGAGGCCUUUUGGGAGGUCGGGGUGCGGCCACUCCCAGCAUGUGGGGCCGUGGUCGUCGGAGAGGACACAAACACGGCAGCCGCCAGCCUUGAGCGAGGGGGCCAGUAGAGGCAGCGACCGACGGGGCAGCCGAGGUGAAGUGCUGCUUGGAGCCUUGGACGACUCCAACAAACGACGACGUUAA